GCCCAGCACACGACCACCAUGGACCUGCGGAUCACCAACUUUGGCACCGACGCCCGCGAGUACACGCUCGCGAGCGGCCGCGCCGGCGAAGCCAAGGGCCUCUUGAGCCUCCUCGGUCUGCUCAGCUCGACCACUCUGUGCACGCUGCUCUACGUCUUCUUGAUCCCGACGCUCUCGCCGUGGAUCGGGCCAGCAUAUGCGACGUGGCUGCCGCUGCCCACCGCAGCCGCGCGCCACGACCUCCUCACGUUCCUCGUCCCGUUCUAUGUCGUCCUCGCCCUCUUCAAGUCGUCCUUUGGCGGCACCAUUGUCGAAGAGUCGGUCUUGGUCAUUCCGGAAAUUGGCGUCCAGCUGCGCAAGAAGCGCCGCAAUGGCAGCGAAAAGUUCAUGUUUAUCGAGGCCAAGUGCAUUCGCGCCGUGGUCAUCAACGAGGCCAUCACGUUCGCCGACGUCAUCUACUACAUGGCCUUUCUCGUGCAGAACGAGCCCAAGAUGAUCUUGGCGUUCGAGUCGUUUCGCCCGCGCGUGCAUGCGCUGCAAAAGGUCUUUCUGGGCACGAAGGGCCUCCUCUUCCCCGACGACUCGAAGAUGACCAUGACAUAGCGGCCGACGCUGCACAGUCGCAUGCCUGUCGUCGUAGAAGGUAGCCUCCGACACAGUAGAGGCAGCAUCUUCGGGUGCCACGGGGUGGUCGCGUCAGCAAACAUUUAUCUGCGUUUUGUCCCAA
Molecule: messenger RNA, 727 nt
Organism: Saprolegnia parasitica CBS 223.65
Lineage: Eukaryota; Oomycota; Saprolegniomycetes; Saprolegniales; Saprolegniaceae
Exons: 4
Coding region: 19-603 (194 amino acids)
Biological process (GO): GPI anchor biosynthetic process
Cellular component (GO): glycosylphosphatidylinositol-N-acetylglucosaminyltransferase (GPI-GnT) complex
Source: RefSeq, a predicted model, not a curated record